Aspergillus puulaauensis is the source of this 1725-nucleotide messenger RNA. RefSeq names its product type 2C protein phosphatase PTC1 (gene ptcG). NCBI's taxonomy places the organism in Eukaryota, Fungi, Ascomycota, Eurotiomycetes, Eurotiales, Aspergillaceae. The transcript has 2 exons. Gene Ontology annotation, biological process: protein dephosphorylation. The record is from RefSeq and is a predicted model, not a curated record. Gene Ontology annotation, molecular function: protein serine/threonine phosphatase activity; cation binding. Bases 1 to 1725 code for a protein of 574 amino acids.
AUGUUCAGUGGCUCCUCGAGCCCGCCCAAAGAUAAAUCAGACACUGUUGCUCGCUCCGGUGCCAUCAAUACCCCGUCGCUAAGUAUCCAGACCGAGGAUCCCAACGAAAUUCAGAAGAUAUCCUCCCCUCCAAGUAGCUUUUUUGCACGCAGAGCAAGUGAGGAACAGAGCCCUGGUGGCGACAAGAAGCGCCGAAGCAGCACCGUCUCGAAGGCGGCGACAUUCUUCGCGAACGCAAAGAACUCCUUGAGCCUCAAUAGCCCGCGAACAGACAGUUCCUUCAACUACACUAUCCAGGAGUCUCCCUCCAUCCACAAAUACGGAAAUAUGGACCCGGCGCUUAAUGUUCCACAAGGUUCAUUGAACAACUCUGCGGGCGAAUCUUUACCAACUCCUCGGUCAUCUUUCAGAGUCGGUGUUACAGAGGAUCGGAAUAAGAAAUGUCGCCGGACUAUGGAAGAUACACAUGCCUAUCUUUACAAUUUUCUUGGAAACCCUGUACCGUCCGCGCAGAUCGAGGAUCCUGAUCCAAGUUCUAACCCCGGAGAUACCUCGCCAAAGACCGGAGAGCCGGCCCCAGUCGUCGAAACGGACAAUGGAUAUUUUGCAAUUUUUGAUGGUCAUGCAGGUACUUUUGCUGCGCAAUGGUGUGGGAAAAAGUUGCAUUUGAUCCUGGAGGAUGUAAUGCGCAAGAAUCUGAAUGCGCCUGUUCCCGAACUUCUCGACCAGACAUUCACUGCUGUUGAUCAGCAGCUAGAAAAACUACCCGUGAAGAACAGCGGGUGCACUGCAGUCGUUUCACUGCUCAGAUGGGAGGAUAGAGUACCCACGUCACAUUCAGUAACCGGUUCGUCUGCUAUCGGACCCGCAGCAGCGGCAACUGCCAAGGGUGAAGCCAAUUCGGAAGCCGAUGAUACGCCCACGCAGGAAGCAGCUGCCACCCCGGUUGCCGCCGUGGCUCCUAAGCUACGAGAAAAGGCCAUUCGCCAGCGUGUGUUGUAUACCGCCAAUGUUGGCGAUGCUCGUGUUAUUUUAUGUAGAAACGGCAAAGCCCUUCGUCUGUCUUACGAUCACAAAGGCAGCGACGAGAACGAAGGGCGAAGAAUCGCGAAUGCGGGUGGCUUGAUUAUGAAUAACCGCGUCAACGGAGUUCUUGCUGUGACUAGAGCCCUGGGCGACGCAUAUAUUAAAGAUCUUGUUACUGGGCAUCCUUACACGACGGAGACUGUCAUCCAGCCAGACCUUGAUGAGUUCAUCAUUUUGGCUUGCGAUGGGCUCUGGGACGUGUGCAGUGACCAAGAAGCCGUCGAUUUGAUUCGCAAUGUGUCUGAUGCCCAGGAGGCAUCUAAGAUCUUGGUUGAUCAUGCCCUCGCGCGGUUCAGUACUGAUAACCUGUCCUGUAUGGUUAUUCGUCUCAACGCAGACCGCCACCGCGACGUUGCCAGCCGGACGCUUGACCCUACCUCUGUAGAGGACCAAAACGCCGCCGACCACAAGCGUGGUAUAAGCGAGGCCGAUAAGAUCGUCGAAGGUGCCAGAAAGAGCAUGGCUAGUACUGAGAUAACAGACGAGUCAGAAACACUCAAGAAGGUACAUGAAGAAGGGGAAGAGAAGCUAGAAAGGUUAUCGGGCGAGGAACCCGAAUCGCAAUUGUCUGUCUCGCCAAACGCCCCGGCGACAGUACUCAAUGAGACGAAGAAGUCCGAUGCCAGCGACAAUCAAUAA